Molecule: messenger RNA, 3548 nt
Organism: Cydia amplana
Lineage: Eukaryota; Metazoa; Arthropoda; Insecta; Lepidoptera; Tortricidae
Gene: IntS6
Product: integrator complex subunit 6
Exons: 16
Coding region: 234-3254 (1006 amino acids)
Biological process (GO): snRNA 3'-end processing
Cellular component (GO): integrator complex
Source: RefSeq, a predicted model, not a curated record
CGAGUUUCCGAGCAAACCCGAACGUUUUUCUCGGAAGCCGAAAAUAACCGAACGUAUCACGUGGUACUUUUUGGAGUCUUCGUGGCGUAGCUUGUUCAGCUGCUCGUCGAAGCGGCUGUCGGACGGUCGCCUCUCAACGAGUCUGCGUACGAUGUAGCGGCCAUUUUUGUUCUUAGUUCAUUACAGUGCGCAUAUUUUAAUGUAUUUAGACCAAUAUUUAGGCAAUUUUCACGAUGACUAUAAUAGUUUUUCUAAUAGAUACAUCAGCCUCUAUGAAUCAAAGAGCUUAUUUGGGCGGACGCCCAACAUUGCUCGAUGUAGCCAAGGGCGCUGUGGAAACGUUCGUAAAGGUACGUCAACGUUCCCCUGAAAGCAGAGGUGACAGGUAUAUGCUUCUAACUUUCGAAGAGCCACCCGCGAACAUCAAGGCUGGAUGGAAGGAAAAUUUAGCAACAUUUAUAAAUGAGCUGAAAAACUUGCAAUGCCUAGGACUGACAACAAUGGGUGCCGCAUUAAAACAUGCAUUUGAUGUGUUGAACAUAAACCGCAUGCAGACGGGCAUAGACACAUAUGGCCAGGGCAGGUGCCCCUUCUACUUGGAGCCUUCAGUCAUUGUUGUUAUAACUGAUGGAGGGAAACUAUCAAGCAAUGCUGGCAUUCAAGAAGAAUUCAACCUACCAAUGAACUGCCCCAUUCCUGGCUCGGAGCUGACCCGGGAGCCAUUCCGCUGGGAUCAGCGAUUGUUUUCAUUGGUACUUAGAUUGGCCGGUACCCCUGCCGUCGAGAGGGACUCGGGCCUCGUGCCUUCGGACACGUCGCCUAUUGACGCCAUGUGCGAAGUUACCGGUGGUCGGUCCUACUGCAUCACGUCACACCGGAUGUUGAUGCAAUGCAUCGACAGCUUAGUCCAAAAGGUCCAAAGCGGCGUGGUGAUAAAUUUCGAGAAGAUCGGACCCGAUCCCCCGCCGAUCGACGGGGGGACAGUGAAAGAUGGGACUGAACCGGCAGAACCUGAGGUGACCCAUGGGGAACCGGAAAAGGAAAUUGAAGGGGACAAUGAUAGGAAUGGGCGAUGGAACGGCGGGCCGUACCAAAGCAGCAUGACCACCAACCAGGGUCCGACCGCACCGCAGGCGUGGCACUCCUGCCGCCGGCUCAUCUACGUGCCGCGGACCGUCUCACAGAAAGGCUUCGCUGUCGGCUUCUGGCCGAUCCCAGAGUCUUUUCGGCCCGACCCUAACGCGCCUACUUUGCCGCCGCGGUCAGCGCAUCCCGCGGUGAAGUUCACGUGCUCGAGCCAGGAGCCGAUGGUGAUCGACAACCUGCCGUUCGAUAAGUACGAGCUCGAGCCCAGCCCGCUCACGCAGUUCAUUCUCGCCAGGAAACAACCCACCACUUGCUGGCAGGUGUUCGUAGCAAACAGUGGUUGCAAGAACUCCGAAGUGACCCACCCGUUUGGCUACCUGAAGGCGUCAACGAAUCUCACGUGUGUGAAUUUGUUUGUGCUACCAUAUAACUAUCCGGUGCUGCUACCGCUUCUCGAUGACCUCUUCAAAGUUCAUCGGUGUAAGCCCACUCCGGAGUGGAAGUUGGCUUUCCAGCAGUAUCUAGAUAGGAUGCCUUCGUAUUAUGUCACGCCAUUACGAAGAGCAUUGGCGAAGAUGGGCGCGUCGGCGCCCUUGGUUCAAAGCCUCAUCCCUGAUACGCAGGACAACUCACUUAGCUUCUCCGUACUGAAUUACCUCAAAAGACUGAAAAACCAAGCUAAAAUAGAAUUCGAGAAGCUGUGUGCGGAUGUUAUUAAUAAGGCUUCUUCGAAUAAUAGUCAAAAGGUGGCCGAAAGCGUCCGCGUAAUGCCGCGCUCCCCGCUCAAGAAGGACCUGACGACGCACCCGUGCCUCCAGGACAAGUUCUCGGCGCUGCGGGACCAGCUCAAUGAGUUUGGUGGCUUCGUAGUCGGCCUGUCACGGGGACGGAACAAGAACCAGGCGCAUACCUAUAGAAACCCUUUUGAUAUACAGCGGAGGGAUCUGUUGGAUCAGGUGGUUCGAAUGCGCGCCAACUUCCUGCAGCCGUCGCUGGCGCACACGCGGCUGGUGGACGAGGACAGCCUGCACUCGAUGCCGGUGGCGCAGAUGGGCAACUACCAGGAGUACCUCAAGCGCAUGACGCCCCAGCUGCGCGAGAUCGAGACGCAGCCCGUGCGACAACACAUGUUCGGGAAUCCGUUCAAGAUAGAUAAGCGCAUGAUGGUGGACGAGGCGGACAUCGACGGGCUGGGAGGCGUGCGCGGCGCGGGCGGCGGCGGCGGCGCUGGCGGCAAGCGCGGCGCCGAGUCCCCGCGCGCCGCGCCGCCCAAGCGCCGCGCCGGGCCCCUGCCGCACGACUACACCGCGCGCCGCCCCUCCGAGCCCCCGUCGCCGUGCCCCUGCCCCUCGCCCGCCGCCCCGUGCCCCUCCCCCGCGCCCCCGCCGGCGCCCGAGCCCGCGCGCCGCCCCGCCUCGCCGCUCGCGCCCGUGCCCGCCGACCUGCCCUCCGGCCGACCGCCCGAGGAGCCUCCCCACCUGGAGCCGGGCGGGCCGGGCUCGGCGCCGGCGCCGUGCGAGCCGCCGCCGCCCGCCGCCCCCGCCCCCGCCCCCGCCCCCGUCGCCGCCGCCCCCGUCGUGCCCCUCGCGCCGCCCAACCUGCCGCCCGUCGUCAAACCCUUCCUCAACGGAGACGCGUACACGACGAUGGGCGGCAAGCUGCCGCGCUCGCCGUCGCCCGAGGCGCCGGCGCCGGCGCCGGUGUCGGUGGCGCCCGCGCACGACUCGCAGGAGCUGCAGAUCAACGCCAUCAUCCAGGGCAUCGCCGCUGGCACCAACACGCUGGCCCGCCCAAGGAAGCGGCCCCGGAAGAAGGUAGAGAAACCUUCCCCGCCACCUGCGUCUACUCUACCCACUCGGAAAGAGCUCGCAGACAUCAGGAAACACAACCUGAAUGUGAGAUCAGAAGUGUAUCGAGCCGUGCGUCGGCCGGGUAGAGAUUUCGCGAAAUUGUUUGAACAUUUAAAACAAUUGAAAGGCAGUGUUGAUAUUAAAAAGAAACUAAUACGUGAAGUGAUAAACGAAUCGUUAAGGUUCAAAAGAAAGGCUUUAGCAAAACUAUUGGAAGACUUUUUAGCGGGCCUAGAGAAAAACGGUAACAGUGCUUCGGUUAACAUGAAGAGAUUAACCAAUUCCUUAUAUAGUAACUCCACUAAUAACUAUAGCUAGUGUUACGUGAAAUUGACGGACGUUCGGGACUUGGAAACACGCCGUAAUAAAACUGGAGCAAUAACGUGGGUACUUUAAGACCGGUUAUCGCUGACAAGAUAUCACCGGAUAGCUGGUUAUCGGACAAUGUCGUCGUAUACCGUAAAUGUUUUGCCUUAACACUUAAUAGUGAUAUAAGCAACAGAACAAAACGCUUACGCAGUGAGAAGUAAUAUAAUGUGAUACAUGCAAUAAUAUUUACUUAAAAUGUGUUCUUGUUUAAUAUCCUAAUGUGUAUUUACCAUACUUAAUACU